AUGUCUUCUCGUUCGAUCAACUCGGAUCCGGAAACUGCACCAUUAAUCUCCCGACCUCCUUCAGCUUCUGUUUCGGUACCAUGGCUUCAACUAACACCUCUUAUAUUACUUCGAAUCCUAGACGCACUGACAUACUCAAUAAUCUUCCCUUACAUCGUAGCAUACAUAACUUCCAUCCCGUCCGUCCCACCCGACAAGAUAGGUUUGUAUGCAGGUUUGGCAGAAGGGUCUCUAAUGGUCGUGGAAGCCCUUAUGGCUCCCUUUUGGGCUUACAUGGCAGAUAAAAUUGGAAGGAAGAAAUGUUUGGUUGGGGGUUUUGCGGUCGUCGUUGGUGCAAUGGGGUUGAUGGGGUUUGGGGAAAGUGUAGGGUGGAUCAUAUUUUGGAGAGCUUGUUACGGCCUUAACCCUGGUCCAGUCAUCUCUCGAACAAUAUUCACAGAACUCUCUCACCCUUCCAAUCGAGCAUUGAUUUUCUCCAUUUGGGGACCCCUUUUUAGCGUUGGGAUAUGCCUGGGUACUUUCUUAGGUGGAUUACUGGCAGAACCAUAUGGGAGACUACCUUGGUGGAUCGGUGGUGAGAAUGGACAAUGGAAGAAAUGGCCUUAUGCUUUACCAGGGGUGGUUUGCGUUGCGUUAUCUGUUUUAACAUUGAUCUUAUGUCAGAUGAUGACAAAAGAGACUCGCCCUGCCAUAUUGGACCAUGGAAACGAAGAAGAAGAUCAUGAGGUGUCAAUCCCGGGUAGGAGAGAGAGCAAAUUCAGGAAGACUUUGGAUACACCAAACUUCAAGACAAUUCUCGUUUGUUUUUGUGCUACAUUCGCAUAUGAUGGUUUCUUCACUGUUUUCAGCUCUACCCUCGUGCCUCAAGGUGGUUUAGGACUUUCAAUUCAAAUCAUAGGUGUUGUAGGAUCCAUAUCAGCUAUAACGAACUUUAUCCUCUCCCCUUUAAUGGUACCCGGCCUUCAGCCCCGAAUAGGCAUCAGACGAUUCCUCUCUAUGACAAUCGGGACAAUCCCAAUCGAAGCGAUGCUUAUACCUGGGUUUCAGAAGAUCGCGACUUAUGGAAAAGCGGCGAUAUAUUCAGGUCUGGCUAUACAAUUGCCCUUGAAGAAUUUCCAUCUAAUGGCUUGGCCGCUCAACGACCAGCUUACUGCUGGGUGCUUCGAUGAUCACCCUGAAUUGUUGGCUACGGGAAGUGCCAUCGUGUUGAUAGCUGGUGCUGGUGGAAGAGCUAUUGGACCUACCAUUGCUGGAUGGAUGUUCUCCAUCGCGACACAAUAUCCCACCGGAUCGCUGGGCAGACAAGUCUCAUGA
This is a messenger RNA of Kwoniella mangroviensis CBS 8507, 1314 nucleotides long. RefSeq lists its product as uncharacterized. Gene Ontology annotation, molecular function: transmembrane transporter activity. Bases 1 to 1314 code for a protein of 437 amino acids. Gene Ontology annotation, biological process: transmembrane transport. The transcript is spliced from 9 exons. The record is from RefSeq and is a predicted model, not a curated record. Lineage: Eukaryota; Fungi; Basidiomycota; Tremellomycetes; Tremellales; Cryptococcaceae.